Molecule: messenger RNA, 1392 nt
Organism: Temnothorax curvispinosus
Lineage: Eukaryota; Metazoa; Arthropoda; Insecta; Hymenoptera; Formicidae
Product: 4-nitrophenylphosphatase-like
Exons: 6
Coding region: 249-1178 (309 amino acids)
Cellular component (GO): cytoplasm
Molecular function (GO): phosphatase activity
Source: RefSeq, a predicted model, not a curated record
AAAAGUUGUAUAAGUGUUCGUAUAGACUUGGUCGUCAAAGAUGUUAUCGAAAACACUCAGUAUUGUAACUCGUAUUCUUGCCAUUUGCAAGAGGUUCACGAUACAUCGGUUAAAUAGUGUGACAGUUCUUAAAAGUAGCCUCUGAAAGUUUGACCGUCCAGAAAGUCUCGCAUCGUUGACAGAAUAGGAUUAGGACCGCCACUUGGAUUAGUGCUUUAAGAUCAAACGAGUUUACAAGACAACCUAUCAUGUCUAAAACCAAGGAUAUUACCAAGUUCUCGGCUGAACAAUUGCGGGAGUUUCUAAUGUCGUUCGACACAGUGAUGUGCGACAUCGACGGAGUUCUAUGGCAACUCAAUAAACCUAUUGAGGGUACUUCUGAGUCUUUAGUGAAAUUGCAAAACCUAGAAAAACAAGUGUAUCUGGUGACGAAUAAUAGUACAAAGACAUUAGAAAAUUAUACUGAAAGUGCUCAACAUGCCGGUUUAAAUUUAAGUUCGGAUCGCGUAAUCAACCCCAUAAAAUUAAUUAUUUGGUACUUAAAAAAGAUUAAUUUUUGUGACGAAGUUUUCGCUAUCGUUUCGGAUAUAUCUCAGAAAAUGUUAAGAGAGGCAGGAAUACGAUUAACAGAGCAACCAAAAGUUUUCCAAACAGAUCCAGUUGCAACUUUAAAACAAUUGUUGGAUCGGCCAUCCAUCAAAGCUGUUAUUGUUGAUUUUGAUGUCAAUUGCAAUUACUCAAAGCUAGCAUUAGCUAUAUCAUGCCUCCAACGUAAGGAUGUACUGUAUAUAACAGGAAUAACAGAGGAAUGGUUACAAGUAUCACCUCAAAUUAAAAUCUUAGGUCCUGGACCAUUGAUAAACAUUAUCAGCACGCAGAGCGGAAAAAAACCAAUUUCAUGUGGCAAACCUAGUCAAAAUUUAAAAGAUUAUAUUUUAGACAAAUGCAACGUGACGGAUCCACAAAGAUGUUUGUUCAUCGGUGACACGGCUAAUCAGGACAUGAAGUUUGCCUCGAUGUGCGGAUUCAUAAAGCUUUUUGUCGGCACGGGAUACGAAACGCUGGAACAGGCACAAAAAGAAGAUAAUACCUGCCCGGACUACUAUCUGCCUAAUUUAAAUCAACUAUUUUCCGCCUAUAAUGAUCCACAACGUAUUGCCAAUCACAAAGAUAGCUAAUUUUCAUGUUUUGAUAGAAAAUUAGUUAUCGAAUCAAUGAAAAUAUCAGUUGCUCAAAUCGGCAAUGUUAUUUACAAAUAAUUACAAAUUAUUAUAAAUACAUAUAGGGGAGACCGGGGUUAAGCCGACAGCGGGGCGAACUUGACACUAGGCUUUUUGCCAAUUUAAAUCUAUCGUAGAAACUUGCCUUUGCUACUGUAAAUGCGUCUUUAUG